Messenger RNA from Ornithodoros turicata, 2546 nucleotides. RefSeq names its product phosphoenolpyruvate carboxykinase, cytosolic [GTP]-like. The record is from RefSeq and is a predicted model, not a curated record. Gene Ontology annotation, biological process: propionate catabolic process; cellular response to glucose stimulus; response to starvation. The transcript is spliced from 10 exons. Lineage: Eukaryota; Metazoa; Arthropoda; Arachnida; Ixodida; Argasidae. Gene Ontology annotation, molecular function: phosphoenolpyruvate carboxykinase (GTP) activity; GTP binding; manganese ion binding. Gene Ontology annotation, cellular component: cytosol. Bases 204 to 2495 code for a protein of 763 amino acids.
GAUGAAGUCAAAGUUGCGCGCGGCGUAGACAGUCCUGUGCCGCCGAACAGCCGACGCUUACGUUGGAAGCGCCCAGGACAUCACUGCGCCUGAUUUAAAUUCCAAGGAUCUACAGCUCCGAUGGUUUGAGCCCUAGCCACACCGCCGGGAGGGAGUACACCAUUGUGAGCGUAGAUCGACCACGUUAACUAGAGCGAUAAAUAAUGGCGGCGAAGAACCCGACUGUAGACCCUGCACCAGCUCCAGCUGCCCCCGCACCAGCUGCCCCCGCACCAGCUGCCCCCACACCAGCUGCCCCCGCACCAGCUGCCGCCGCACCAGCUGCCCCCGCGGCAGCUCCAGAAGCCCCCGCGGCAGCUCCAGAAGCCCCCGCGGCAGCUCCAGAAGCCCCCGCGGCAGCUCCAGAAGCCCCCGCGGCAGCUCCGGAAGCCCCAGCGGCAGCUCCGGAAGCCCCAGCGGCAGCUCCGGAAGCCCCAGUGGUAGCUCCGGAUGCCCCCGCGCCAGCACCGGAUGCACCCACAGCAGCUCCGAGUGCCCCUGCAACAGCUCCAGAUGCUCCCGUAGCCCCUAAGGUUGCUACCGCUCCUCAAGCGUCGGCUGGUCCCAGUAAUGAAGAUUGGGUGUUUUCUCCUCCGAAGCCAUCCUUGGAUAUAAAGGAACUUCCAAAAAAAGUCGCUGAUUUCGUCGAAGAGUUUCGAAACCUUUGCCAACCUGCCAGCGUCUACGUGUGCGUUGGAAGCCGCAUAGAGUCCGAAGCUAUUUUACAGCAUUUGGUGAAACUACGAAUCGCUACACCGCUUCAAAAGCAAAUUCACAGUUUCUACGUCAGGACAGAUCCCCGCGACGUGGCUCAUGUAGAAGGCAGGACGUGUAUUUCAAUGCCAAGGAAAGAAGAUGCAGUGGCACCCACCCGACCUGGGGUCGCCCCUUUAUUGGGCAAUUGGAUCUCACCCGAUGAACUUCGUAAAAUCCUAGCAGAAUGCUUUCCGGGGUGCAUGAGAGGUCGCACCAUGUUUGUUCUACCGUUUAGCAUGUGUCCACUGGACUCACCGCUCUGCCGUCUGGGGGUACAGGUGACGGACUCCCCCUAUGUUGCUGCUUGCAUGCACAUCAUUACUCGCAUGGGGAAAACGGCUUUGGAGGCCACAAAGAACAAAGACUUUGUAAAAUGCGUCCACUCCAUGGGCGUACCACUACCGGCCAAAGACGAAGUCAUUAACCACUGGCCGUGCAGCCCCGAGAACACCAUUAUCGCCCAUGUGCCAAAUGAAAACCAGUGCAUCUCCUUUGGUAGCGGCUACGGUGGAAACUCUAUCUUGGCGAAGAAGUGCUUCGCGUUACGGAUCGCCUCAGUUAUGGGACAAAAGGAGGGUUGGCUCGCAGAGCACAUGCUGAUCCUAGGUAUCACGGCUCCCUCUGGUGUCAAGUCAUACGUGGUAGCUGCAUUUCCCAGCGCUUGCGGCAAGACCAACCUGGCUAUGAUUACUCCAACGUUGCCAGGAUAUCGUGCAGAGUGCGUUAGCGAUGACAUCGCCUGGCUAUACUUCGACAAAGACGGCGUUCUCAGGGCUCUCAACCCCGAACAUGGCUUCUUUGGUGUUGCGCCAGGAACAACGAUGAAGACGAACCCGAAUGCCAUGAUGACGAUUCAGACCAACACAAUCUUCACCAAUGUAGCCGUGACGAGCGAGGGUGGCGCAUGGUGGGAAGGUAUGGACAUGCCACCUCCCGAUGUUUCCAUUGCAUCCUGGAUGGGGGAUCCCCAUUGGACACCAGGAGACCCCAAGAAACCUGCUGCUCAGCCAAACGCCCGGUUCUGUGUUCCUGCCGGCCAAUGUCCCACGAUUGACCCUCAAUGGGAAGAUCCUAAGGGCGUGCCCGUGUCAGCCAUAAUCUUCGGAGGACGCCGGCCAGACGGGCUUCCUGUCGUGUUUGAAGCUUUCAAUUGGAAUCAUGGUGUCUUCAUCGGAGCCAGCAUGCGUUCUGAGUGCACGAAUGCUGCGGAGUUCAAAGGAAAAGUGCUAAUGCACGAUCCAUUUGGUAUGCGUCCCUUUUUUGGUAACAAUUUCGGCGAUUACCUGCGCAACUGGAUCAAGAUGGGACAGAACAAGCGCCACAGGCUCCCCAGAAUCUUCCAUGUCAACUGGUUCCGCAAGGGCCCCGACGACCGUUACUUGUGGCCUGGUUUCGGCGAGAACUGCCGGAUCCUGGACUGGAUGCUGAGAAGAAUCGACGGUGAAGUUAACAUUGCCAGGAAAACCAUAGUCGGUUACGUGCCGACAAAUGAUGCGUUGAACUUGAAAGGCCUCAGGCAUCCCGUAGACAUGAAGAGGUUGACGGAAGUCAACAAGGACUUCUGGCGCAAGGAGAGCAAAGACAUCAGACAGUUUUUUCAAGAUCACGUAGGAAAAUCCUUACCUCCAGAAAUCAUGACUGAACUGGAGAAUCUGGAACAACGUGUCGAAACCUUUAAAGAUAACAGCGGCUGGUGGUAAUCGUCAAAGCCAUUCUCUACUAAGACCAAUAAAAACUGAAUUACACUUCGA